CAAUAACAAGAUCCAGACCGACACUUCGGAACUCGUUCACUCUUAUGUCAAGUAUAUAACUUCUCCAAUGGCAUCUAGUCUACUGGUACCUUCCUUUGGAAUCUUUUCAUGAUCGGUGAAUGAAGUAACCAGCACCAUGCUCGACGAGAACCUCCCUACAUUCUACCUCAAACCCUCCCGCCAAACCCCCCACCAAACCACCAUCCACCUUUACCAACACGGCAACGACCCGCAACCGACUUACACCCUGCGACACCCGGACCCGACCACGAUCGCGACCCCGGCGGACGCCCACAACCGCUACGCGGCCGCCCUCUACGACGCCCACGUCCCCUCCAUCUUGUACGGGGAAGUCCUGAUCCUCCCGCAAUGGACCACUCCGACCCUCUCCGCCGACGCCAUCCGCGCCAACAACGGCACCACCCCGGCGCCCGAACCCCUCCUCCCCACCACCUUCACCAUCAACCUGUACAACCCGGAUCAAACCGUCACCGUCCACUUCAAGCCCAAGUCCUGGAACAGCCCGGUGACCUGGUGGUUCGAGAUGCCGCAGCACAGCUUCCGGCAGCCGUCAACGUCGCGGCUCGAUCGCACCCAGGCCGACCCGGCCUCCGCCGACAUCACGCCGAAGCUGCGGUUCGCGUGGCGGAAGGACAGCAAGCUGAGCAAGGAUUUGACCUGCGUGCUGUCGGGCAAGACGACGACGCUCCCGGAGUCCAAAACCAAGGCGAAGGAGCCGGAUAUUACCGUGGCCAUGUUUCAGUCGCUGAAGGAGCUGACCCUGUAUGAGCCGAACCUCUACCGGGUGGAGAUGGAGGAUUUCAAGGGGCUGGAGGUCGUCUUGUUGUUGGCCGCCGUGACGAUCAGGGAUGUCUGGUUUGCGCCGCAGGGGUUGCGGGAGGCGUUCCGUGUGGGGAAGUCCGGGGCACCGGCAGCAGUUUCGGGGACUGGGAGUGGAGGGAGGGAGGGGGGCCCAGUCAAGCAGCAGAGACCUGUAGUAGGUACGACGAUAGGCUCCUCGGUGGCUAUGGCAUCGGGGGCUUUAAAUGCGUCGCCCUCGUCGCCUCUAGCGCCGUCAUCAUCGCCGACGUCACGACAGUCAUCGCAACAGCUGUCGAAACCCCUGCCGCAACCUGCGGUAUCACCGGCGGAGAAUUGGCGCAAAGAGGAGGAGCGCCGCACGCGGCUGUUACUGGAGGAAGAGGAGCGGACGCGACGACAGCGCGCGGCGGAGCGCCAGGCGGAGAUUGAUCGCGAGACGCUCCGGCUGCAGAGGAUCUAUGGUCAGGAGGAGGAGCGCGUGCGCAUGCAGGCGUCCGGGGUCCCGGGGCCGCUGCCCCCGCGGAUGAGUGCUGCUGCUGCUGCUGCUGCUGCUCCUGCCCCGAGUCUGCCCCUGAGGCCGGCGAACCCGCCACAGCCACACAGUUAUCCGUACCAGGAUGGACGGCCCCGGAUUCAUGGUGCAGGGCGGGUCGAUCCGCGGCACCAGUCGGUGGUGCGCUUUUCGUUGUCGCCGGAGCAGCAGCAGCAACAGGAACAAGCGAAACCGGCGUUGCAGCCGAAGAAGAGCAGUUUCUUUCGAUUACGACGGUCGUCGGCGGAUGAGGCGAAGUUGAGUAAGAAGCGGAGUUCGAUGUUUUGAAAUGAUACCCUUGCAUAUACUGUACCUGCAUAUGAAAUACG
Molecule: messenger RNA, 1683 nt
Organism: Aspergillus aculeatinus CBS 121060
Lineage: Eukaryota; Fungi; Ascomycota; Eurotiomycetes; Eurotiales; Aspergillaceae
Exons: 2
Coding region: 137-1642 (501 amino acids)
Source: RefSeq, a predicted model, not a curated record